Messenger RNA from Megachile rotundata (alfalfa leafcutting bee), 1380 nucleotides. RefSeq names its product histone H3.3A. Gene Ontology annotation, molecular function: structural constituent of chromatin; DNA binding; protein heterodimerization activity. The record is from RefSeq and is a predicted model, not a curated record. NCBI's taxonomy places the organism in Eukaryota, Metazoa, Arthropoda, Insecta, Hymenoptera, Megachilidae. Gene Ontology annotation, cellular component: nucleosome.
UAGGAGGCUAAACCAAUCGCGUAUGGUACACUACGAGGCUCAACUGCUAUCCGACAUCUGAUUGGAUGCAGUGCACCGCGGGCUUACGUGCCUCUCGCGAUUUAAUUUCUAGGGGGUAGGGACAAGGGAGUCGUGACUUGGGAGAGCGUCCACUGCCAUCGAAGUACAAGGAAUCGGAUAGUGCUAGCUCUUGCUUCUCGUACAAUUUUUCCUUUCAAAGGUUGAAUAAUGGCACGUACCAAGCAGACGGCACGUAAAUCUACUGGAGGUAAGGCGCCUCGUAAACAGCUCGCUACAAAAGCAGCUCGUAAGAGUGCGCCUUCUACUGGUGGAGUGAAGAAACCUCAUCGUUAUAGGCCUGGUACAGUAGCUCUUCGAGAAAUCAGAAGAUACCAGAAAUCUACUGAAUUGUUGAUCAGAAAGUUACCUUUCCAACGAUUGGUUCGUGAAAUUGCACAGGAUUUCAAAACUGAUCUACGUUUCCAAAGUGCAGCUAUUGGAGCUUUACAGGAAGCUUCUGAAGCAUACUUGGUCGGGUUGUUUGAAGAUACCAAUUUGUGCGCUAUUCACGCCAAACGUGUGACCAUUAUGCCCAAGGAUAUUCAGCUAGCUCGACGAAUUCGUGGCGAGCGUGCUUAAAUAAUAUGUAACUCCCAUACAUACCAUUUACAGCUAUUAUUAUUCUCAUCACUAUUAUUAUUAUUAUCGUCAUUCGUAACAAUCAUGGAUAAAACAUUUUCAUUCCAAACUACAUAUUAUUUUGUACUCCAUGAAAGUGUACAAGUUAUAAAAUUGUCAUUUCUUAUGAUAAGGAUAGAAAAUUCAGAACUUUGAUAAAUUAAUAUAAAAUUGGUGGCUAUUUUGAAAAUAGUAACCCAUUAAUGUUUGAUGUUAUUACAUAAAACUGUAAACUAAAUUAUGUUACUGCAUACAAAUUGUCAGUUAUAAAUAUUAAUCUUUUGUUCUUUAGUUUAGUUUAUAUUUUUCUUUUUUUAUCAGUUUACAUCUUAUCUAUAGAGUAAGAACAUCGAGAUCUAAAAUACGUUUAGAAGCGAAAUGGGUCUUAACAAAAGACAAAACAAAUUGUUAAUUCUUCUAAAAGUACUUUUAGGAUUAAAAAGCAACCGCAAUUUCUCAUUAUAAUUCUAUGAUAUACGUAUAUCAUUAUUACAAUACAUACAUCAUCGUCAUUAUUGAUACAGUACAUAGAAAAAGAAAUAUACAUUAGAACAUAAGACAGUUUCUUUAUAGGAAUCCAAUGUAGUGUUUAUUGUACUAGAAUUCUGGUUGUACUAAAAUCACAUAAGGUAAUUCAAUCAGAUAAGUACUCACUGUUCGUGUAAAGAUAAACGUUUCAUAAAUAAAAUUUGAAAACAUUGA